Molecule: messenger RNA, 4652 nt
Organism: Zonotrichia leucophrys gambelii
Lineage: Eukaryota; Metazoa; Chordata; Aves; Passeriformes; Passerellidae
Gene: EPHB4
Product: EPH receptor B4
Exons: 16
Coding region: 237-3614 (1125 amino acids)
Biological process (GO): ephrin receptor signaling pathway; protein phosphorylation; axon guidance
Cellular component (GO): plasma membrane; dendrite
Molecular function (GO): protein binding; transmembrane-ephrin receptor activity; ATP binding
Source: RefSeq, a predicted model, not a curated record
UGCGCUGGACGGUGCAUCCGCCUGGGGAGGGACAGUGGGAGGAGCUGAGCGCGCUGGAUGCGGAGCUGGGCGGGGCCGUUCGCACCUUCGAGGUGUGCUCGGGGCGGGGCGGGGGCGGGGCCGAGCGCGACCACGCCCCCGCGCGGGGCCGGAGCCCCGCCCAGCACAGCUGGAGCCCCGCCCAGAACAGCUGGCUCCGGUCGCGCUGGGUGCCCCGCGGCGCCGCCACCACCGUGAUGGCCGAGAUCCGGUUCACCGUCAUGGCCUGCGACAGCCUCGGGGCGGCACCGGGGGGACCGGGGACACCGGGCAGGACGCGGGCGGCGCGGGGGAUACCGGACAGGGACAGCGACAGUGACAGCCUGGGGGGGACACGGGACAGCGACAGCCGGCUGGAGGGACAGGGGACACCGGGGACAUUGGGGACACAGGACACUGACAGGGACAGGGACAGCGACAGUGACAGCCUGGGGGGGACACGGGACAGCGACAGCCGGCAGGAGGGACAGGGGACACCGGGGACAUUGGGGACACAGGACAUUGACAGGGACAGGGACAGGGACAACCUGCCCAGGACACAGGGGACAGCUGGGGCAGCUCCAGACACACCUGGGGACACACCUGGACACGCCCCCGGGCAUCCCCUUGGCAACCUCGAUCUCCAUGGCAACAACCCCAAACACCUCAGUCUUCAUGAAAAUUACCCAAAACCCAUCAAUCUCCGUGGAAGUGACACCAAAACUGUUGAUCUCAAGGGAAAGGACCCUAAACCCCUCAAUAUCCAUGGCAACCACCCCGAACCCCUCGAUCUCCAUGGAAAUGACCCAAAACAUGUUGGUCUCCAUGGACACCACCCUGAACCCCUUGAUGUCCAGGGAAAGGACCCAAAACCUAUUGAUCUCCAUGGAAACAACCCCGAACCCCUCGAUCUCCAUGGAAACGACCCCGAACCCCUCGAUCUCCAUGGAAACCACCCCAAACCCCUCGAUCUCCAUGGAAACCACCCCGAACCCCUCAAUCUGCACCCGUUCCACCCGCCGGGCCCCGCCCGCCGCCGCCGCAGCGCCCCCCGCACGUGCAAGGAGACGUUCUCGGUGUUCUACCACGAGUCGGACGCCGACACGGCCACGGCCACGUCGCCGCCCUGGAUGGAGAACCCCUACGUGAAGGUGGACACGGUGGCGGCCGAGCACCUGGCGCGGCCGGGCGGGCCCCGGGGCCGCGUCAACCGCAAGGUGCUGCGGCUGGGCCCGCUGCGCCGCGCCGGCUUCUACCUGGCCUUCCAGGACCUGGGCGCCUGCAUGGCGCUGCUCUCGGUGCGCCUCUUCUUCCGCCGCUGCCCCGCCGCCACCGCGCGCCUCGCCCGCUUCCCCGGCACCGUGCCCGCCGAGCUGGUGGCGCCCGUGCCCGGCGAGUGCGUGCCGGGCGCCGUGCCCGCCGCCGAGGGCACGCCGCUGAUGUACUGCCGCGAGGACGGGCAGUGGGCCGAGCCCCCGGCCCUGGGCUGCGUGUGCGGGAUCGGGAUGGAGCCCAGCGAGGGAACGGGGUGUCGGCCGUGUCCCCCCCAGACGUUCAAGGCGGAGCCGGGCGGGGGUCGGUGCCGGCCCUGCCCCCCCCAGAGCGAAGCCCCCUCCCCCGGGGCCGCCGGGUGCCGCUGCCGGCCGGGCUCCUACCGGGGCCACGGGGAGGGACCCGCGGAACCGUGCUCCGCGCCCCCCUCGGCCCCCCGAGCCCUCCAGGCCCACGUGAACGGCUCCGGUGUCCGUCUGUCCUGGAGCCCCCCCCGCGCGGGGGCGGAGCGUGCGGACCUGCGGUACCACGUGACGUGCCGCGCCUGCCCCGCCCCCCGCGGCCAGGCCCCGCCCCCCGCGUGCGGGCCCUGCGGGGGCGUGGCCUGGGCGCCGCCCCCCGACCCGCGCGGGCUGCGCGGCCAAUCGGUGAGCGUGGCCGGGCUGCGGCCGGGGGUCACCUACAGCUUCCGGGUCACUGCCCGCAGCGGGGUCACGGCCCCGGGGUCGCCGCCCCCCGAGCCCCCCGCGGCCGAGAUCAACGUGACGGCCGGGGCUGACGUGCCGCCGCCCGUGUCGGACGUGGUGCGGGUGGGGGGGGGGCCCGGGGGGGUCACCCUGGCCUGGCCCAGCCCCCCCCCGGCGCCCCCCGUGCUGGACUGGGAGGUGAAGGUCUACGAGAAGGUGGGGGGCGGGGAGGGGCCCCCCCAGUUUGUGACGGUGCCGCGGCCGCGGGCGGAGCUGGGGGGGCUGCGCCGGGGGGGCCUCUACGGGGUGCGGGUCCGGGCCCGCUCCGAGGGCGGCUACGGCGACUUCGGGCCCGAGACCACGGUCAGCGCCCCGGGCAGCGAGGGGGCCCGGGCGGGUCCCGGGGGGGUCGUGGCCGGAGCCGCCGCCCUGGGGGGGCUCCUGGUGCUGGCGCUGCUGGGGGGGGCCCUGCUCGCCCUCAGGCGUUGGCGGCUCCGGGCGGAGAAGCAGCGACGGGAGCCCAACCCCGGGGGGGCCGGUGGGAAGCUCUACAUCGACCCCCUGACGUACGAGGACCCCGAGGUGGCGCUGAGGGAUUUCGCGCAGGAGAUCGACGUCACCUGCGUCACCAUCGAGGAGGUCAUCGGGGCAGGUGAGUUUGGCGAGGUGUGGCGCGGGCGCCUGUCGCUGCCCGGCCAGCCCGAGGCCGAGGUGGCCGUGAAGACGCUCAAGGGCGGCGCGGGGGAGCGGCAGCGCCGGGAGUUCCUGCGGGAGGCGGCGCGAAUGGCGCAGUUCCUGCACCCCAACGUGCUGCGGCUGCGCGGCGUGGUCAGCGCGGGGAGCCCCGCCAUGAUCGUCACCGAGUUCCUGCUCCACGGGGCGCUGGACGCCUUCCUCAGGGGCCGGGAGGGGACGCUGUCCCCGCUCCAGCUGGUGGCCAUGCUGCGCGGCAUCGCGGCCGGGAUGCGCUACCUGGCCGAGGCCGGCUUCGUGCACCGCGACCUGGCGGCCAGGAACAUCCUGGUGGACGCGCACCUGGUCUGCAAGGUGUCCGACUUUGGGCUGUCGCGGGCGCUGGACGGGGACAGGGACAACGACCCCACCUACACCAGCUCCCUGGGCGGGAAGAUCCCGAUCCGCUGGACGGCGCCCGAGGCCAUCGCGUUCCGCACCUUCACCUCGGCCAGCGACGCCUGGAGCUACGGCAUCGUCAUGUGGGAGGUGCUGAGCUUUGGGGAGAGGCCCUACUGGGACAUGUCCAACCAGGACGUGAUCAACGCCAUCGAGCAGGAUUACCGGCUGCCGCCGCCGCCGCGCUGCCCGCCCGCGCUGCACCGGCUGAUGCUGCAGUGCUGGCAGCGCGAGCGCCACGCCCGCCCCACCUUCCCGCACCUGGUGCGCGCCCUGGACCGGCUCAUCCGGCACCCGCAGAGCCUGCGCAGCCCCUCCCCCUCCUGCCUGGAGCCCGCCCCCCCCAAGGCCGAGCCCACCCCCACCCCCCCCUCGGGGGGGCACCUGGAGCCCCUCGGGGUCACCGGGCUGGAGCUGCUGCCCCACCUGAGCAGAGAGGACCUGCUGCGCAUGGGGGUGACACUGCCGGGGCAGCAGAGCCCCCCCAAAGGGGACCCCCAGUGCUGACACGGCAAGAUGGCCGCCGGGGAGAGGCGCCAAGGGAUGCAGAUGGAUGGGGGAGCAAGAUGGCUGCCAGGACAAGAUGGCUGCCAGGACUCUAUGGCCACUAGGGACAAUAUGGCCGCUGGGGGCAAUAUGGCUGCCAAUCCAAUAUGGCCACCAGAACAACAUGGCUGCCAAUCUAAUGUGGCUGCCAGGGACAAUAUGGCCGCAAUUCUAAUGUGGCCACCAAUCCAAUAUGGCUGCCCAUUCAAUAUGGCUACCAGGACAACAUGGCUGCCAUUCCAACAUGGUCUCCAAUCCAACAUGGCUGCCUUUCCAAUAUGGCUGCCAGGACAAUAAAGCUCCACCCACCAAUGACUCAUGGGUGGGGCAAUCUCAGGGGUGGAGCCUGUGUGGGCGUGGCCACAAAUGGGCAUGGACAUAAAUGGGUGUGGUCGUCGAUGGGCGUGGCCUCAUUGCUUUUAUUGUCCCAAUGCUGGUCACGGCCAAUAAACGUGGUUGAUGCAAAUGAGGGGGCGUGGCUGUGCCCGAGCUGUCCCCAAGGUGUCACCAAGGGCCAACCCGGCCCUGAGUGUCCCCAAGGUCCCCAAAAUCCCCAUUCCUGUCCCCAAAAUCCCCAUUGCUGUCCCCAAGGUCCCCCUGGGUGUCCCCAGGGCCACCCUGCUCCCAGCUGUCCCCAUAACCCCACGUGUCCUCGCUGUCCCAGCUGUCCCCACGGCCACCCCCAAUGUCCCCAAGGCCACUCUUGAUGUCCCCGAUGUCCCCAUGGCCCCCAAUGUCCCCAAAGCCACCGCCCAUGUCCCCGCAGUCGCCGCUGUCCCCAAGGCCGCCCCCGAUGUCCCCGAUGUCCCCAAUGUCCCCGCUGUCCCCCGCCAGCGCCCCGGCCGUGCCACGCAGGGUCCAGGCCAGCAGCGCCAGCCGCAGCUGGACACUGUCCCCAAGUGUCCCCUCAUGGUCACCGGGUGUCCCCUCAUGGUCACCGGGUGUCCCCUCAUGGUCUCCAGGUGUCCCUUUGUUGUCCUCAGGUGUCCCCACAUUGUC